Huiozyma naganishii CBS 8797 is the source of this 5064-nucleotide messenger RNA. RefSeq names its product Pmd1p (gene PMD1). Gene Ontology annotation, biological process: cell redox homeostasis. The transcript has a single exon. The coding region runs from base 1 to 5064 and encodes 1687 amino acids. Gene Ontology annotation, cellular component: mitochondrion; cytosol. Gene Ontology annotation, molecular function: protein binding. Lineage: Eukaryota; Fungi; Ascomycota; Saccharomycetes; Saccharomycetales; Saccharomycetaceae. The record is from RefSeq and is a predicted model, not a curated record.
AUGGCUCUCCUAAGACCGUCUUCCAGUACCUGCUAUAAGCUCCGGCUUCCCGAAUUACCGGCAGGCGAACAGAUACUAAAGUACAACGACGAUUCUACCAGGGAUGACAAGAAGAAUAACAUUCAGGAUACAAUCGCAAAGCGGAGACUGCUGUUGGAGUGCAGGACCGGGGCCGCGGUGGAUUUGUCACGAUCAGAGAUAUUUGUCCACGGCGGACUCAUCAUCCCGCUAAAUUUGAACACUAUCGAUUCUGCCACAAUCCAAAAGGAGAUCAUACUAUACUUUGCAAAACAGAAGAACAGUGUCAUUGCAUUCAAAAACUUGUCCGAUUGGAUAAGUCGCGAGAUAUUCUUCUUGGAUCUCAUAUCGAGGAAAUGGAACAGAUUGCCCACAUCUUUCAAAAACCCAGACGUGCCGAUGCGAGAGAGAUUGUUCCACACAAUAUCUUAUUCUCACUCAGCGAUGUACGUCUUUGGAGGCCUUAUUGUAUCGACGAACGGCUAUGAACUGAUAGCCACGAACGAACUGUGGAAACUGGACCUGACAAAUAGGGUUUGGUCCCUACUAAGUGAGGACCCUCAGAUAACAAGGAGAUUCAACCACACCACACAAGUGCUGAACACAUAUUCAGAGGCACAUGAUACCAAGCUACUUAUUAUCGGUGGGCUAAAUAACAUGGAUCAGUCAAUCGCACACAUAGACGUAUUCAAUAUCACCAAAGGUUACUGGGAAACCGCAAACUUGGAUUCGAAAAAUGGGGUUUUGACAAAUGUCGGCGGUGAACCAGUUUGUCUGACUAAUGAUAAGAACGCACCCUUGCUAAUCGAACACGCCGAAUUGGAGGCCUCCACGUUGACUUUCUACCUUUCACAAAAUAAUAACAUACCUGCAACGAAAUAUGACACGAUACUUCGGAACGCUGCCGCUCAAACAAAUAAACAACCAAAUAAAGUGUUCCUCCCGAAAGAAGACGUGGAGAAUGAAAAGGAAAAUAUAAUGUCACCGGUUAUUGCACUACCACUCUUACCGAAGUCCAAAGGUAUGAGAAUGAUCUCGACACAAAGUAGCCAGUUUUUAAAGAUCCCGCUAAAUUUGAAAUCGCCCUCUGCGGUAUUCUUCAAGAAGGGGAUAAUUGUCGCGGGCUUCCAUAAAGUAAAUGACGCAAAUGACCUCCAUUGUUACAUUUUUGACCUUUCUACAGCGGAUUGGACUAAAUUAAGCAUAGAUUGCCCCGAUAGUGACCUAAACCGACAUAGAUUUUGGAAACUUUUUGGCUGGACUUCACAUCAUAGAGCCGUACUACUGGGUACAGAGCAUGACGACUUACACUCUUCUACAGUACAAAAAUUUGACUACUUACUUUCGUUCAGAUUGGCCAUCAUGAAUAUCCUGAGUAAAACCUCCAUGGAGGAGACAACGGCAAAACUGUCACAUUUCAGGGGCUCGAUUGGAUCAGUAGCGUCUGCCCCAGUGGAGGAAGAGAUCAAAUCUCCAUCGCAGUUCGAAAACUACAUCAAAUAUAUAACGUCACCAUUGGAGAUUGAGUCCACAAGUUCUGUUUUCCCACCUUACGCGAUGGUCCUGGGGAAAGAUGCCUUGGGAAUUUUUGGAAAGUCCAUUUCCGAUUUUGAGCUAAUCACAUCUGAGGGAGAUUCUGUUACAGUUCCCCUCUACCUUUUGAGAGAGAGAUGGGGUAGAUACUUCAAUUUUCUGCUCGCCAAUGGAUACACAAGAGCCUGUAAUGACUACGAGGACUAUGGAUUGGACUCUGGGUUGAUCAAUUUGUAUCCAGACAAUCCAAGGACUGCAACAGGAAAUAGCACUCUUUCGAGAACGGAUCCUAUAGAGGAGGAGACCGAUUUUGGCAAACUACACCUAUCCAAAAACAGAACUUCCGCUAGAAGAGCGUCUAAUUUAAGUGCUGCAGAAAGUCACGAAUCAUCUCCGUCGCCACCUGCGUACAUCCUGUCACCACAGUUCGAACCUAGUAAGUCUUUUGAUCUUUCGAAAGAAUACAUGGGUAUACAGGGAACCCAACGAGAUAACGACAGAGCUGUGUCUCCAUCACAGCAACCUUCUACGAAAAAACAUAAUCCGCCAAAUCCACCAGUUUUUAGAGUCCCAUUUAAAGAUAGCAACGAUACCAACUCGUCUGAAAUCGUCAUAAAUUCAACGGACGGACAGGAAUGGAGUGAAGGAAGAAGGAGAGCGUCUGAUGCCACUGAACACGGAAGUAAUCGAGGCUCUGUAUGUAUUCGUCGCGCGUCCCACCCAUUAGCGUCACCAACUUUGGCAUUAAAACAUACGGGAGGCCCCAAGCACAUAGAACCGGCUAACGCACCGCAUUUGGAUAGGCGUGGAACGCCUUUAAGGGAGUUCACAAGCAGCAACAACUCAAGAAGAAGCUCCGCCGCUUCUCAAAAUAGUGGCAUUUCGUUUGUGAGUUCGUCUUCCGACAGGAGAGGCGUCAACCUCCAUUGUAAGAGCAAUCCUCACAGCCGUAGAUCAAGCAGCUCAGCUCGCAGCUUGCAUAAUCCCUUUGAAUUUAGUGUCCUUAACAUUAUGGUACCACCCCAAUCCCAUCCUCCGCAAUCCUCUCUACCACCAACUCCUAAUCACUCGAUGUCAAACUUACAGCUACAUAGGGGGUCGAUUUCAGGUUCUAGAAAGGGUUCCAUAGAUCGAUACUUGUCGGAAAAACGGUCAUCUUUUUCAAGACGCAGAUCUUCACAAGGCUUAAGAGCCACUCCGUUCAGCUCUAAAUCUGGGUCCCGGUCUUCAAGCCUUCCGGAGGUUCUCUCCUAUGAUAAAGCGAUCUCUGAACUAUCGAAUGGCCACUCGUCUCGCAAGUCUUCUCAUUCCUCUCGUUCCGGUAGUGUCGGAAGCGCCACUCAUGCACAAUUAGAGCUAGAACCACUGCUAACCCCCAGGUCACUAUAUAUGCCAUGGCCAACUGCAACUGUGAAGGCCUUUGCGGAGUUCUUUUACACAGGCCAAGUGAAUGGUAAAUGGCUGUUGUCUCCUGUUGUAUCAGAUCUACUAAUCAUGGCUCAGCUGUAUGAGAUCCCCCUAUUAUACGACAUGAUUGCAGAAGUACUGUACUCUAUAAUAGGAAAAAAGGAAGAGUCCCUGAAAACCACCGUCUUUUCAAUGGAAAACGGCUUUUGUGAAGCAGUGAACAAACAUUUUGAUUCAGACGAGGAACGGAUUAGUCGUUUUCUAGAAGAUAAUGAAACGUUCAAAGAAUUAACUGGCUUGAGAGAAUCAUUGAAGAACAUCAACAAUGGGUUUAUGGAUAUCCAUCUAUUGAAAAAGUUUACUCGAAGUCAAUCUUUAGAUAGUACCAAUGAGACGAGCAAUGAUGAUUCCGAAUCGACUGCAAGUAGAUGUUUUCAGCGUGGACAUCAGGAUAGCAUGAACUCGACAACAAGCACCAGAGCUCUACCAAAUGUUCUGUACGCUGGUGGUCCAAGAAACAGUCACAACUCCGUUGGCUCCAUUUUGUAUCCUGCACAAUCUUAUAUCCACUCAGAAAUAGCAACAACCAGUAUAAGACACAAAUCGAUAGCUGGUGGCAUUACCGCCAGAAGAAAAAGAUCAAAUCUCAACAAGGAGAUCGGAAAUAUUAUUAAUGACGAGAAUAAUGUCUCGUCAGAAUUAGAUAUUAUAUCUUCUCCCUCCAAAAUGAACCAGAUCGAAUAUAAUGAGCGCAAUAUCUCGGAAAUUGAAGAGCAAUUGGAACUGUUCAAGUUACAAAAUCUUUCUGGAGUAGAGCCGAAAAAGAAGAGUGAACUUGAAAAACUAGAAAGAACUAGUAAGCUGAAAAGAUACGGGGUUGACAAACCUGUUUUUAAGAAGGUUUAUACAAACAGCUCUCUCUCGGAAAAAGAUAUUGGAGGCUCAACUUCGUCUUCCUCUCAGUCAGACUCUGAUGAACAAGAAUGUAAUCUUGGAGCGUUAUCCGUUAAAAAAAUGAGAAAGGAGAUGGAAAAAGAUGAAGCUCUAGAUGAAUCAAUAGAUCCAUUGUUGAAAGUUGACUCAGAAAACAUACCUGCUAGUCCAAACGUCAGUGAAAUAAGCAACAUUAAUCUUCAUAAACCAAGUCCUAUUCGUACCACUGUUACGGGACCCAACGCCUCUGAGAUGCCGAACAGACUAGACAGUUUUAUGGAGGGCAGCAACACACCGAUUACCGGUACUGUAUCUGGUAAGCCAACAAUUGAAAGUAUGGUGUCUCCAACCGCUACACCACCAAUCGAUUAUAUCGUGAAACUAAUCUAUAGAACAUCUGUCCUUGUUAAUGACAGCAGACUGAUGUUGCGGUGCAUGGACUGUAUUGAGUUUUCUAAGUUACUUAAGAAACUGAAGAAGAAUAUGGUACAGAAUAUUAAAACCCUUGAUCUCUCGGAGGAGGAGGAGUCCUCUCCUACUUCAAUGAAAUCUCCGUUGCCAGUAUCGCAUACCCCGAGAUCCUCAACCUCUUUACUGCCCACUUUGUCAAUGUCACCAGCAUCUGUACCGCAUGGUAUAUCGAUGCCCCCCAUGCAAACGUCAAUUGGCAGUUCGCACAGUGUAAGGCCUGCCACGUUGCGCACAAGAGUAUCAGAGACAAAUGUUACUGCCUCUUCAACCCUAGGGACUCUCAAGAGUAAGUUGGUGCCCUCGAUACCUCAACCGAAUGUUCAAAUCGCAUAUUCCCAACCCAUAACGCCAAAUACGCCUAUGCCAUCAAAUAGUAUAAUUCACCAACAAAUCUCUCCAAGAACCUCAGUAUCCCCUAAUACUAUGUGUAGACCAUUUCAAGAGAUGAGCCUAAGCUCCGACACAUCAGCAUUAUCUGCUGGCGGUUCUGCCCCGAAUGAUUCAUUGGAUACAAUUACAAACGACAACACAAAUAUGGCGCAACAAAAAUUACCAUCCCAUACAUCUGUAUUUUCUUCCAAUAUGACUGUUUCUCCCAAAAUGAAAGGCCAAACCGGGUCUCCUCUUUCCAGCAUCAACACUUCGAGCGUGACUAAUGGUACCACGUCAGGUACGUUUUCGUUUUUCAAUAAAAAGAAGUGA